This is a messenger RNA of Meriones unguiculatus (Mongolian gerbil), 4046 nucleotides long. It is a transcript of the gene Zer1, whose product is annotated as zyg-11 related cell cycle regulator. NCBI's taxonomy places the organism in Eukaryota, Metazoa, Chordata, Mammalia, Rodentia, Muridae. Gene Ontology annotation, molecular function: protein binding. The record is from RefSeq and is a predicted model, not a curated record. The transcript is spliced from 16 exons. Bases 235 to 2547 code for a protein of 770 amino acids. Gene Ontology annotation, cellular component: Cul2-RING ubiquitin ligase complex.
CCCCGCCCCGCCGACCGGUACCCGAACCGGAUCCGACCUCCUGCGGCUCUCUGGCCACGGAUUCCCCCGGGCCGCAGCCUCCGCCUGAAAGCCUGCGAAGCAUCCCGUCUCCCCGCUGAGGGCCGCCCCCUCCUAGGGUUGUGGCUCUGCCAAUGAUCUUGUGAUUACUGGGAAUUUAUAGUUGCCCUUGUGGGCCCUCUCCCUAGAGUGGCCUGCCACCUGCCUUCUCCCAGCAUGGCGUCCGACACGCCUGAGUCCCUGAUGGCCCUCUGUACUGACUUCUGUCUCCGAAAUCUUGAUGGCACCCUGGGCUACCUGCUAGACAAGGAGACCCUGCGGCAUCCAGACAUCUUCUUGCCCAGCGAAAUCUGUGACCAGCUGGUCAAUGAAUAUGUGGAGCUGGUCACUGCUGCCUGCACCUUUGAGCCACACGAGACCUUCUUCAGCCUCUUCUCAGAUCCCCGCAGCACUCGCCUUACUAGGAUCCACCUCCGGGAGGACCUGGUGCAGGACCAGGACCUGGAAGCCAUCCGAAAGCAGGACCUGGUGGAGCUAUACCUGACCAACUGCGAGAAGCUGUCUGCCAAGAGCCUGCAGACGCUGCGGAGCUUCAGCCACAGCCUGGUGUCCCUGAGUCUCUUCGGAUGUGCCAACAUCUUCUACGAGGAGGACAACCCAGGGGGCUGUGAGGACGAGUGCCUCGUCAACCCCACCUGCCAGGUGCUGGUCAAGGACUUCACCUUUGAGGGCUUUAGCCGCCUGCGCUUCCUCAACCUGGGCCGAAUGAUUGACGGUGUCCCUGUGGACUCACUGCUCCGGCCACUCAACUCACUGGCUGCCUUGGACCUCUCAGGCAUCCAGACAAGCGAUGCCACCUUCCUAACACAGUGGAAGGACAGUCUGAUGUCCCUUGUGCUCUACAACAUGGACCUUUCAGAGGACCACAUCCGGGUCAUUGUCCAGCUGCACAAGCUUCGCCACCUGGACAUCUCCCGAGACCGCCUCUCCAGCUACUACAAGUUCAAGCUGACUCGGAAGGUGCUCAGCCUCUUGGUGCAGAAGCUGGGGAACCUAAUGUCUCUGGACAUUUCUGGCCACAUGAUCCUAGAGAACUGCAGCAUCUCCAAGAUGGAUGAGGAGGCAGGGCAGACCAGCACUGACCCUUCCAAGAGCAGCAUCAUGCCUUUUCGGGCUCUGAAGAGGCCACUGCAGUUCCUCGGGCUCUUUGAGACCUCCUUGUGUCGCCUCACGCACAUUCCAGCCUACAAAGUAAGUGGUGACAAAAAUGAAGAGCAGGUGCUGAACGCCAUCGAGGCCUACACAGAACACCGGCCUGAGAUCACUUCUAGGGCCAUCAACCUGCUGUUUGACAUUGCACGCAUUGAACGCUGCAACCAGCUUCUGCGGGCCCUGAAGCUGGUCAUCACAGCCCUCAAGUGCCACAAGUAUGACAAGAACAUUCAAGUGACCGGCAGUGCUGCCCUCUUCUACCUGACCAAUUCUGAGUACCGCUCAGAGCAGAGCGUGAAGCUACGCCGGCAGGUCAUCCAGGUGGUGCUGAAUGGCAUGGAGUCCUACCAGGAGGUGACGGUGCAGCGGAACUGCUGUCUGACCCUCUGCAACUUCAGCAUCCCCGAGGAGCUGGAGUUCCAGUACCGCCGGGUGAAUGAGCUCCUGCUCGGCAUCCUCAGCCCCACCCGGCAGGACGAGUCCAUCCAGCGGAUUGCCGUGCACUUGUGCAAUGCCCUAGUCUGCCAGGUGGACAAUGACCACAAGGAGGCUGUGGGCAAGAUGGGCUUCGUCGUGACCAUGUUGAAGCUGAUCCAGAAGAAGCUGCUGGACAAGACGUGUGACCAGGUCAUGGAGUUCUCCUGGAGCGCCCUGUGGAACAUCACGGACGAGACACCGGACAACUGCGAGAUGUUCCUCAACUUCAAUGGCAUGAAGCUCUUUCUCGACUGCCUGAAGGAGUUCCCAGAGAAGCAGGAGCUACACCGGAACAUGCUCGGGCUCUUGGGGAAUGUGGCAGAGGUGAAGGAGCUGCGGCCUCAGCUGAUGACCUCUCAGUUCAUCAGCGUCUUCAGCAACCUGCUGGAAAGCAAGGCCGACGGCAUUGAGGUUUCUUACAAUGCCUGUGGUGUCCUCUCCCACAUCAUGUUCGAUGGCCCUGAGGCCUGGGGUGUCUGUGAACCCCAGCGGGCAGAGGUGGAGGAGCGUAUGUGGGCGGCCAUCCAGAGCUGGGAUAUCAACUCCCGAAGGAAUAUCAACUACAGGUCAGAGAUGGGAAGGUCCUUUGAGCCGAUUCUGCGCCUCCUUCCUCAGGGGAUCUCUCCAGUCAGCCAGCACUGGGCCACCUGGGCCCUGUACAACCUCGUGUCUGUGUACCCUGACAAGUACUGCCCCCUGCUGAUUAAAGAAGGCGGGAUGCCCCUGCUGAGGGACCUAAUCAAGAUGGCCACUGCCCGGCAGGAAACCAAGGAGAUGGCCCGCAAGGUGAUUGAGCACUGCAGUAACUUUAGAGAGGAGAACAUGGACACGUCCAGAUAGAGGCCACACAGUUCGGACCACGGGCCGGAAGGAAGCACUGGAGGUCCAGUGGGCAGGUCCCUUCCAGAGCCUCCCACAGGAUGAAGAGACAGUGAGGACUUUUGCACAGCUAAUGCUUUUCCUUAAUGUUAGUGAGAUAUAUAUAUAUUAUAUAUAUAUAUUAUUAUUUUUUAUUUUAUUUUAUUUUUUUUUUGGUUAGGAAGUGUGAAGUUUUGUGUGUAUGACUUCUCCUGAGUCUUUGCAGCUCCUUGCCACUCUCAAUCCGCCUCCAAGCUUUCAUUGCUGCCGUGUUCACUCCUGCCCCAGCCAGGCUUGCCUCUAAUGCUGUGAGUGUCCAAUCCCUUCCCAGUGAUCUGAGACUCUGGCCUGGCUUCUGUCUAUUAUGGGAGGAGCUGGCCCUUACCAGGCUGUUCAACAUCCCUGAUCCCUGCCUGAGGGUGAGGACGAUAAGGUUUGAGAUUACGACUAGUCUACUGGGUCUCCCAGAAGCCUUGGUGCUCCAGGCUGUGAGCCGUCUGGGGCCAGAGAGUAAGCUGUUUCCAGGCCUCAGGCCGAGCAGCUCCUGUCCAGAGGACCCUGGAGAAGGAGGGCUUAGUUGGCCCACUGCUCUCUGGCGAGGCCUACCUGUGGCCAUGCUGCUAUGGAGGCUGCCUCAAGUCUCCCUCAGGCCCCAGGCUUUUGAAGGCUCCAGCCCAGAGAUGGUCAGAACUCAGGGGCAAUUUCAUUCAUUGCCCCUUUUGCCAAACAUGCCAUAAACCGCCCCAGCUCUGGCAGCUGGCACCUUCCAGGACCAGGGUCUUGCUCCUUGUUCUGUAGCUCUCAUCUGCCCACAGCCCCCAGUGCCCAGUCUCUCCCACCAGCAGCCGAGUUGAGCCCACCCACUGCCCAGAAGAUACUGCAGCUCCCUCCCAGGGCAGGAGCUCCUACUCCAGCCUCAGAGGGGCGGCGGGAAGCCACCUCCAGACCAGCACUUGGACAGCCCUCUGUCCCUCCAGCCCGGUCCUUGAGAAGCUGCUGUCCUGAGUGACAGGCAACUCUCUGGGCAUCUCGUGCACCUUCUCACUAUCUCAGCAUUGCUUCUCCUUGACACAGAGCUACUUAGGAGACCUGUGCACACAAGAAGGCUUGGGGAGCAAAGCUGACCCUGGAGGCAGCCUUUGGUGUGUUUUUUUUCUGUCCUCUUUUUUCCCCUGGGCCUGUCCUUUGAUUUUUCCAGGCAUGUCUGCCUACAGGCAGAUGGGCCAGGCUGUUUGCAGAACCUAGGGAGAGGAGACCGACCUUUCCAGAGGAAACCCCCUGGUCAGUGGGUAGAGGGCGUAGCCAUGUGCUUCUCCCUUGCAGCACUUGGGCAACCUCAGCCCCUCCUUUUCAUCACAGGCCCUUCUGGCAGCAGCCAGACCUGAGCAGAGUUCACAUCCCAUCGCUUUACUACCUGGGGUCUGGGGAAAUGUCUGUACUUUGGGAUGUCACAGAAAUACAUUUUUGUGCAACGUGCAGAA